AUGUGCCCACUGCACGAGUGGUCCAAAUGUCAAACUGAAUUAUCGUCAUAUAUGGUCAUCGGGGAAGGACUAGCCUUCUCCGUAUCAUGCUCUUUGAGCACUAGGCUUGUGUCCGUCACGAAUAAAUGUUCAUUUAUUCAUCGGCCUUAA
Blumeria graminis f. sp. triticale is the source of this 150-nucleotide messenger RNA. NCBI's taxonomy places the organism in Eukaryota, Fungi, Ascomycota, Leotiomycetes, Helotiales, Erysiphaceae. The record is from the annotation of a GenBank genome assembly.